Stylonychia lemnae is the source of this 1707-nucleotide messenger RNA. The record is from the annotation of a GenBank genome assembly. Lineage: Eukaryota; Ciliophora; Spirotrichea; Sporadotrichida; Oxytrichidae.
AUGUUCAGAUUAAUCAAUCUAUAGCUUAAAUUUGGAGAUGGAAUUACUGGCGAUUUCUCAAUUGAAUACAUAGAUCUGACUUUAGACUAAAAGAUAAUUACGUUUGCUGGCUAUGGAUAUUCUAAUAGUUCAUUCACAAAUAUCCCAAUUAUAGGUGCUUACGCCAAGUAUGAUUAAAUUAGCAAAGUUACUUGGCUUAAAACUCUCAAAUCUUCGUAAUAAGUUUCUAGAGUUUCUGCUAUUGCUUUAAGCUAUACUCAGGAAUAUUUACUUGUUACUGUAAGUAAUAUGUUCGGCUUGCUACUUUUGAAUGUUCAAAAUGGCUAAAUGAUAUAUUCAGGAAUUGGCUAAACACAGACUUAUGAUGAAAUACCAAAUUACGGAGCAUUAAUGGAUAAAAACGAUGACAUAUUUGUAAUUUACUAGACUUAAACGUAAAAUAAUGUAAUAAUUCAAAAAUUCUCCUUUGAUCUUAAACAAACUAUUUGGAAGUAAGUACUGAUUGAAUCAGGUAAACCAAGUGCAAUAAGCUUGAUAAAGAUUGAUACAACUACAGCAGAAUCUACUAUUUGGAAUCUAGAGUUUACCAAAAGUGACUUUUACAAUGCAAAGACAUAUGAUCUUAGAGUAGAGGGUAAAUACGCAGCAGGCUGCUUUUAUUCUGAAAAAUUAGCUGGAUAUAUUGCUUUUAAUGAAGAUUCAAAUGACUUUAAUGUAAAAUAUCUUACAAACUCAGGGUUUCUUUGCCUAGGAAUUCAUCUUCUGCCAAAUUCCUCUAUUGCUUUUUUUUACCGUCUACAAAGUACAGGUGUUGAUAUUAGAUACUGGAUGACUUAUGAUCCAUUUGGGGAUAGUAAUCUAUAAUUUUAGCUUUAUUCCUUUAACUAUGCUUCUCAAUAUGGGAUUAAUAGCAAGUUUUAAUAUUUUAAAUCAGUUGAUUGGAUGCAUUUCUAUUUCAUUGGAAAUGAUGGGGGAUAAAAAACAAAAGGCUUUAUCGAAUCUAAUUUUCCUUCGCAGUCUUGCAGAGAACCCCCAAAAUUAAGAGACCAAAGUUCUAGAAAUAAAAUUGAUGCUGGAUUAAUGAUAAAAAUUCUCUAAAAAAUUGGUGUUAGUAAUGGAUUUACCAAUUAAAAUAUAUCAAUCUAAACUGUCGAUACCACAAAAACUAUAUUAACAUCCAAUGAAAACUGUGAGCAGCCAGUUCUCGUGACUAUUUAAAACCCUAUAGUUUAUAAUCCUUCAUUUAUCUGCUAAGUGAAUCAACCUUGUAAUAUAGAAAUAGGAUAGUAUUAUUUACCUUAGAAUUGCACUGAUGCUCCUUAAUUAGUGUAUACAUUAUUAGAUAGCUAAAAUUAAAGUUUUCCUCUUAUAUAUCAGUAGUUGAUGGUUGAUGAUUUUGUAAAUAUAACAUUCAACCCAAGUUAUCAAUAAAUUGGAAUUAGAAAGUAUUAAAUUACUGCUCAAAUGUUGUUAAAUGGCUAAGUUUAUAUCGAAAAUACUGAUGUCAAUUUUAAUGUCACUGUUCAAGAUAUAUGUUAAUCAAGCUUUAAUUUCCUUAAUAUUCCAAAUUUAUAAGAUUAUUACUACUUAGUUGGAAGUUCACCAAUUUUAAUUGAUUUCAAAUCAAUAUCCUGGGAACCUGCUCACUGUUCUGAUGAAAUUAUUUUCACAAGCAAUCUUCCGGAGUUUAUUACUUUAAAUAGCUGA